UUUUUUAUUCCCAUUGUGAUCGGUCACUAAACCCAGGAGGCCAUUUUGAAAUAUAUAUAUCCCUCCUUGACUUUCUUAUUCUGUAAACUAAGACCUUUAUCAACUUCCACUUGCAAGUAAGAGUUGCCAAAUGUCCUCUUCACUUCAGUUUGCUACUCAAACGAGGUAGUGGCAGUGUUCCCUUUGCUAGCAUAGUAAAUCGUUUUACCCAAUUGAAAGUAUACCGGAAGGAUGCCCUCGGCAGUGCAGCACUAAUCGGUUUGACUAGAUGGAAUACAGCUACCGGCAUCUGUUCCUGAUGGUGAUUCUCAGACAUUGUCCUGGAGCAACUGUGAAGGCAUAGUUGUAGCUGUAUGCCACAUUUAAAAAAAAGUUGCUGCCCAAUCAAGUCAUUUGAAUCCCAUGGAAGUAAAUGGCUGUUCAUUUUGAGGUGCUUUGAAAACUAAACUUGACAUAAAUUAUUGGGUAUGCAGUAAACUCAAACACAGCUGUGCUAAAACAUAACAAAAGCCUGCCAACAUGUCCAGUGUGAAGACAACGUGUAGACCCACGCAGCUGGCCCUCUCCUCAGGGCCCGGGGACAGUAACGGUAACUCAGUGGCCUGUCUCGGGACCCCCUCCCUGGACUCUCUGAGGAGCCUGAGUGAUAGAGACUCUUCCAGUGCCCCUGACAUGGAGUGUUGCCUGAUUGAGGGCUCCCUGUCCCCGGCCAACCACCACACAGACCACCUCAAUUGCACAUGUACAGCUAACACACCAAUAAACGGUAACCUCAAACUUGGCUCACCUCCAGAGAAUAGCUCCCUCGACCUCAUCACAUUUCCAGAGAAUAGCACCUGCACUGUCCUCUCACCUGCAGUGACUGUACCUGCUGAGGGGGAUAUUUUGGAACCUGUCCAAACAUCUGUCUCCAGCUGUGUCAACACCAGCCUGGACAACUGGAACGGGAAUAUCACUCUGGUGAUCACCAGCCUGCAGGGGCACCAUGGUGACAACCAGAGUGACUGGGGGAGUACUACAUCGUCUGGUGACAGGAGUGUUGCUGCCUCGUCUGAAUUGGCCUCCCCUGAGGGGGAAGAGAGCUCCAGCUCUGUGUCGCUCCGUGGCUCCAGUGAGAACAACUGCUCCAUCGGCUCAGAAGAGAUGGCGAUGAGGUGGAACAGCUUCUGCCUGGAGGAGGCUGACACUCUCACUGUGUCUCUGUCUCUGGUGGAGCUGUCCACCAGUUCCUCUGCCCAUGGCUCCCCUGCCCUGCCUGCUGACCUGGGCCAUGGUCUGCUGUCAUUGUCCACCACCACCACCCUGCCUGACGUCUGUGACGGGCUCCUGGAGAACAGACCCACUGACACCCUCAAAGUAAAGGACAACCCAGGCCCUCAGUGCUGGGGCAUGACCUUUAUCCAGUCAGAUGACCAGGAUCUCCCUCCUGAGGGUGACUGCCUUGCACCGUCUCCUGUGGAUGUGGAUCCCUGUGAGGCAGAGGGUGUACACCAGGACACCUUUCUGUGUGAGCCAACCCCGUCUGCUGCAUGUGGAGGUGCUUCCCCAGCCCCCAGCAGGCGGGCCAGCUCGGAUGCCUAUAUCAGUGGAGGAUCCACCGAGGGCAGGACCUUCAUGCUGCCAGCCUCAGAGGAGCUGGACCUUGACGGCCGUGCCCAGACCUCCACACCAGUGCAGUGUGCUGGGAACAAACCCCUGGACUUGCCCUCCCUAACAGAAUCCCCCUGCACUGGGGAACAAAGUCACACUGGUAGCCCUGUGGUCCAGACGGCUACAGACCAGCGAGGGGCUGCCCCAAUGCUCGCAUCCCCAAAACACUGUUUGGUCGCCAGGCUUCCCCCAUCAUCAGCUAACAGAAUUAUCAAAGCAGAAAUCAAAAAGUUUCCAAAGCCAGAUUUCAGCAGAGUGAAACCCAAGAUCGUGUCGAGACCAGCUCAACCAUUGACAUUGGGAAGCCCUGCACCCGCAAAGAAUAAGCCAGGGAAACCAGUCAACCAGCCCUGUCGUAAACCAUCUCAGGUGAACAGGAACACUCCAAUGAGAAACACUCCUAGUAAACCAGCCACAGUGGAAGAUGGCCACCCGAGGGCUGCUGUGGCUGAGAAUGCAGUCCCUGAUUUCAAUGGAAUGACAUUUAUCCAGGCAGAUGACCAAGACCUCUCUUCGGCUGCUGGGUCUCACAUUGGUCCACUUGCUCUUAGUUUGACUGAGGAGGCAGAGUGUCGAGCAUCCCUGUGUGAUUCUGUCUCUGCUGCAUUUGAAAAUGUCCCACCAGUACCCAGCAGUCAGGCCACUAGUCGGGUCAGCUCAGAGGCCGAGCAUGUGGCUUCUAACUGUGGAGGAGGAUCCGCUCCAGUGCUGCCUGGAAACCAGACCUGUUUCCCAUCUCCCACAGAGUCACCCUCCACAGAACAGCGAGCUGACCCUGCACCAGCCCUGGCCAGUCCUGGCAAGGCUGGCAACAAGGAGGAAGUGCCACAGAGGAAGAGACCUGGCUCUGUCUCCUCAGCCUCCUCACCAUCCAAUCAGGCACCAGUGUCAGCACGGCGGUCCCGCUGCUGGUCUGAGAGUUCCUCCACUACAUCUAUACCACACAGGGAGUCCAGAGCCUCCCCUAGCGGCUCAGCUAGCUUCAUCAUCCCCAAGGCCUACGUCCACCUGGGACAGAGCCAGGCCAGACCGGCCAGCCACAACCGCACUGGCAGUGCCCACAACAAACCGCCUGAGACCAGGAAGGAAGCAGAAGAGCGAAGCAGCAAGGAGAUUAAGAAAUCCUGCCUUGUGACGGCCUCUAAGACUGCGAUGGGAGCAACGGCAGCAGUAGGAGCUGCCUGUGACAGGUUUAAGAGUAGACUUGGAGCACGGCCAUCCCUCAACAGAGCCAGAGGAGCCCCAGUCUCAGCCCCUCAGGCUCUCCCUCCAGUAUCUAGGCAAAGGCAGGGAAGAGAUGUCUGCAGCAGUGCCUCUAGUGGGAUGUGUUCGCCACGGGCCAAACAGAGCACCACAGCAGGUCAUCAGAGGUCCCAGACAAAUGAUGGAGUGCCUGUUGGAACCUCCUCAGCCAGCGGCAGCACUAAGACCCCAGUGACUGGUUCCAGACUCCCCCAGGCCUCUGGUCACACCCUGGCUGUGGGCUCCAGCCAGCCCUCUACUGCGGUCUCCUCCUCCAGACUGCCCUACAAGUCCCACGGUGUCCCCAAGAGCAUCCCUUCCAAGGCCAGUGUACACAAUGAGCACAGUGGCAGCACAGGAAAUGCACAAGUUUCUGCAGGAGCAGCCCAGGUGUCUGUGGGAAGACCAGCCUCAUGCAAGACCCCAGUGUUAAAAGCUAGACUCCUCUCACACCCAGGGAGUAACAUAGGACCUGCAGGAUGCAAAACUACAGAGUCGACCAAUCGGGUGCCUUCGAGGUCCAGAGCCAGUCCUAUGAAAAGAACUGCUUCAUCAAGACUUCUUCGCCCUGCCGCUGUAUUACCUGACUCUAGAGAGCAUGGCCAGCUGCCUCUUGGGACUGUUUCAAGUAAUACAGUGGACAAGAACAGACCGAGGGCGACACCACGGAGCCACCCACAGCCUCAACAGCAGUCACCAGCGCCACUCCCGCCCCAGAGGGAUGGGCAUCCAGACCUGGUGCUGGCGGAGGGCAGGGCGGGGGGCAUGGAGAGCUACCGGGCACCGUGUGAGAGGAAGAACCAGAGCCUCCAUCAGCUCCAGGGACUCCUGGCUGCAAGUAACUGCAAAUUUGAGGCCAUUGUGGUGGUGCUGCAGCAGACCCUGGCAGAGCAUGAUGAGGUCAUUAAGCAGCGCAGGGACCUGUCCCAGGAACUGAUGACCUUGAAGGGAGAGCUCGUGAACUCGGCCCGCUCGUGUGAGUUGUUGGAGCGGGAGAAGGAUGAGGUGUGUGGGGCAUUGGAGGACGUGCUCCAGACUAUGCAGGAGCAGCAUCACACAGAGCUGGCCCAGCUGGAGGAGAGGCUCAGGGUGUUCUACCAGGCCGAGUGGGACAAGAUCCACCUGACCUACCAGGAGGAGGCAGACCGGUGCAAGGCCCUCAUGGAGCAGCAGAUGACGGAGUUGAGAGCCAGCCACGAGGCUGUGACGUUAGAGCUGGAGGCCAGCAACUCUGAACAGAUCCAAGUGGUUAAACAGCAGUAUGAAGAAUCUCUAAAAGAGUUCCGUCAAGCUCAUGAGCGGGAGCUGCAGACAUUGGACAAAAAACUGAAGGAGGCUGAUGCCACUUUAUCUGGCCAGAUUCAGGAGCUCAUCGAGGAGAACACGACCCUGAACCACAGGAUAAAGGCAGAGGAGGACCAGAGGAGGGAGCUGGCUGAGAGAAGUCAGAAGGACUCCCACACCCUGUAUCUGGAACAGGAACUGGAGAGCCUCAAGGUAGUGCUGGAUAUCAAGAACAAACAGCUGCACCAACAGGACCACAAACUGAUGCAGAUGGCCAAAAUGACGGAGAAAAGUGUUAAGCUGGACGAAUGCCUUAAAAAAGUCCAGCAGGAGAAUGAGGAUCUGAAAGCCCGCAUGGACAGACAUGCUGCUCUGUCGAGACAACUGUCCACAGAGCAGGCGGUGCUGCAGGAGUCUCUCCACAAGGAAUCAAAGGUGAACAAGCGUCUGUCUAUGGAAAAUGAGGAGCUCAUCUGGAAGCUGCACAAUGGGGACCCAAGCAGCCCCCACAAGCUGUCCCCCACAUCCCCCUCCCACCAUUCACUCGGCCUCCAAUCACCUCGCAGCUCUGCCGUCUUCACCAGCCCCAUCCAAUCACCUCGCAGCUCUGCCGUCUUCUCCAGCCCUCCAGUCUCACCCAGAUAACAGCAGCCAACCACUUCCAGGAAGCAGACUCUUUCUCUCCUCUGAUUGGACUGGGUCCAGGAAGCAGCCUCUCUCGUUCCUUUCUGUUUGGACCGAGUCAACUUAAGAGCUAUAUUAGCUGACCGGGAUUGCCGCAUGUCAUCCAGAGAUGGCUACAAUAUCCCUGAAUGGCUCUACUUUAUGUUGACACUUACUACAGAUCAAUGACUCUAUGUGAAAAGACUGUUACACAGAAGCACUUACUGAGUGAGACCGCCUCUUGUUCUUUCUGCCUUGUCUGAUAUUAUAGGACAUCAGCCAUAGGGUUAGGGUUAUUAUAGGACAUCAGCCAUAGGGUUAGGGUUAUUAUAGGCCAUCAGCCAUAGGGUUAGGGUUAUUAUAGGACAUCAGCCAGAGGGUUAGGGUUAUUAUAGGACAUCAGCCAUAGGGUUAGGGUUAUUAUAGGACAUCAGCCAUAGGGUUAGGGUUAUUAUAGGACAUCAGCCAGAGGGUUAGGGUUAUUAUAGGACAUCAGCCAGAGGGUUAGGGUUAUUAUAGGACAUCAGCCAUAGGGUUAGGGUUAUUAUAGGACAUCAGCCAGAGGGUUAGGGUUAUUAUAGGACAUCAGCCAGAGGGUUAGGGUUAUUAUAGGACAUCAGCCAUAGGGUUAGGGUUAUUAUAGGACAUCAGCCAGAGGGUUAGGGUUAUUAUAGGACAUCAGCCAUAGGGUUAGGGUUAUUAUAGGACAUCAGCCAGAGGGUUAGGGUUAUUAUAGGACAUCAGCCAUAGGGUUAGGGUUAUUAUAGGACAUCAGCCAUAGGGUUAGGGUUAUUAUAGGACAUCAGCCAUAGGGUUAGGGUUAUUAUAGGACAUCAGCCAUAGGGUUAGGGUUAUUAUAGGACAUCAGCCAUAGGGUUAGGGUUAUUAUAGGACAUCAGCCAUAGGGUUAGGGUUAUUAUAGGACAUCAGCCAGAGGGUUAGGGUUAUUAUAGGACAUCAGCCAGAGGGUUAGGGUUAUUAUAGGACAUCUCAGGACUAUAUAAUGAGACACUAUUUUUGUUACUCUUUCUCGUGGUCAGCAAAAGUGUGUUGCUGGUUUUCCCUCUGAAGACACACACCAGUGCUAUGGGAAGGAGUGCUGUGGUGCUGGUGGCCAAAGGCAGGCCUGUGUGUUGACUGACUGGGAAUAUGCUCUGCUCCUGUGUCAUAAUAUUGCUAUGAGAAUCAGCACGGCUAGGAAUCCAAAAAUAACAUUGAAUCUCCUCCUUUGAUUUGGAAAUCAAACAUGAAUCCUGUAAUCUGUAUAUUAAUUGAUGAAAAUGAGGUAAACAUAAACCCUUGUACAACACACUCAAUAACAUUGUUCACUCCUCAUAGAUCAUUCAUGAAUGCUUUCACUGCAGGAACUUUGCUUUCAGUGAUGCAUGCACCACAUGCUACAUGCAAUUGUCUUCAUAAACUGGAUAUUAGCAAUCAUUUCCUGUUUUUAAAAGGUUAAUGGCGUUUCCAUGGUAAUUAAUGGGCGUCCUGCGCUUCCGAACUGUACUUUUUUUUCCUGUUAUUACCAGUCUACCGGUUAUAUAGACUUCUAACUGUUCAGUUCUACAGGUUAUAUAGACUUCUAACUGUUCAGUUCUACAGGUUAUAUAGACUUCUAACUGUUCAGUUCUACAGGUUAUAUAGACUUCUAACUGUUCAGUUCUACAGGUUAUAUAGACUUCUAACUGUUCAGUUCUACAGGUUAUAUAGACUUCUAACUGUUCAGUUCUACAGGUUAUAUAGACUUCUAACUGUUCAGUUCUACAGGUUAUAUAGACCUCUAACUGUUCAGUUCUACAGGUUAUAUAGACUUCUAACUGUUCAGUUCUACAGGUUAUAUAGACUUCUAACUGUUCAGUUCUACAGGUUAUAUAGACUUCUAACUGUUCAGUUCUACAGGUUAUAUAGACUUCUAACUGUUCAGUUCUACAGGUUAUAUAGACUUCUAACUGUUCAGUUCUACAGGUUAUAUAGACCUCUAACUGUUCAGUUAGGUUUCCUGAUGACUCAAAGCUGUGUUUUUAAUGUUUGUUGGUUUGUUUAACCAUGGGACCAAUUCAAAUAAAUGUUCGCAUGUUUGAUGACCUGUAUCUAGCACCCCUCCCUCAUCCAAUCAUCCUACUACAGCUUUAAAAUGGGGGGUCUUUACAAAGAUGUCACUAAGGUUAAAAAGCAAGAAGAAGAAGCAGCUAAGCGUGAUGGAUGUGUUUUGUAUAUGUCACAAAUUAGUACCUGUUUGGAUGUGGAGAUUACUGGUGUUGAAAAAACUGUUUAAUAUAUGCAAUUAAUAAAGUCCUAUUAUGAAAUCUAAAGCAGAUAUA
This is a messenger RNA of Oncorhynchus keta (chum salmon), 7160 nucleotides long. It is a transcript of the gene mtus1a, whose product is annotated as microtubule associated tumor suppressor 1a. The coding region runs from base 520 to 4821 and encodes 1433 amino acids. NCBI's taxonomy places the organism in Eukaryota, Metazoa, Chordata, Actinopteri, Salmoniformes, Salmonidae. The transcript is spliced from 16 exons. The record is from RefSeq and is a predicted model, not a curated record. Gene Ontology annotation, molecular function: microtubule binding. Gene Ontology annotation, cellular component: nucleus; cytoplasm.